Molecule: messenger RNA, 468 nt
Organism: Pisolithus orientalis
Lineage: Eukaryota; Fungi; Basidiomycota; Agaricomycetes; Boletales; Pisolithaceae
Exons: 2
Source: RefSeq, a predicted model, not a curated record
CUAAUUGUUGUCCACAGAAAUGGUAUCCACUACUGCAAUGUGAGGUAUUGUAGAUGCCCUGGGGCAGAGGAUUCACCCAUACAGCUGAUGCACACUGGAAUGUUUCCUGCUACCACAAAGGCCCCAAGAAAUGCCUUUACCUUCCAAGUACUUGAUGACUUCAUUUGGGACAAUGUGGAAUGCAGCACUUCAGCUAUGAACUUCUACAGAAAACUGCAGUGGAUCACCUCAAAUGCCUUUCCUCAUCUGGUUCUGGUGGGUCCUGUUUGUCAAGUUGUCUUGCCUCAAAGCAAGUACAGGGAACUGCUGAGAGUUGCUAGGAUGUGGCAGCUCCUGAAACUACUGAAAUGGCAGGGAUCCCACAAGGGUGCAGAAGAUGCUGGCCCAGGAGGAUUAGUGUUAUUCUCUCUGGCAUGUCCCCAACCCAGCAUCAACAUUCCUGAAGAAGGCAUGGAUUAUUCACAGUGA